Chinchilla lanigera (long-tailed chinchilla) is the source of this 3554-nucleotide messenger RNA. RefSeq lists its product as uncharacterized. The coding region runs from base 206 to 919 and encodes 237 amino acids. The transcript is spliced from 4 exons. The record is from RefSeq and is a predicted model, not a curated record. NCBI's taxonomy places the organism in Eukaryota, Metazoa, Chordata, Mammalia, Rodentia, Chinchillidae.
UCCUGGCAGCCAGGUCCAAGGUAACAGCCCUCAGCCCUCACGAAGGUCUGGCUCAGGCCUGGGAGCCGGGGUGGGACGGGGUCGCUCUGACUCGGCCUGAGGAAGCGAGCACUGUUCCUGGGAUGCCGGCCCCUGCAUCUGCCCUGAGCACCUUCCUGGUUCCCGGAGCUGGCACCAAGCAGGGGCCCCUGCAGCAGCCUGCAACAUGGAUGGAGGAGUGAAGUGGGCAACCUCUUACCAAGGAGCUGUUCUGGGCCGCCCGGGCGGGCACCUCUGCUCUCACCAGUCCUCUGCCGCAGCCGCACGCCCCCGCUGCAGGACACGUGUGUCAGGCAGAUCCUGUGAUGCUGAGGUGGGGAAGGAAGCCACCCAGGCUGGACCAGGACAGGGAAAUGGAGGCCCAAGAAGGGGCUGCGUUUCCCAGAAAUCUGCUGCUUGGGUCAUGAACCUCGGGUCAGGAAGGGCUCCGAGAGCAGCUCCUACUCCACUGAGUGGCGGACAGAGGACAUCCGGGGCCCGCGAGGGGAGGGGACAGACCUCUGACCUGCUGGGUGGGAAGAGGACUAAGUGCCCAUCUGGAGUCCAGGCAGCCCGGCUCUGCCUCAGCGGCGCCCACUGGCUCACAAAGGCCUCUUCCGAGCACCUUGCCCAGCUGCCUCUCGACUCAGGCCUGGGCCUGGGUAAUUGCAGCCCUGCUUCUCGCUGCCUGCCUGGUCCGGCCCCACACUGCGGAUCCCAGAGCAUGAGGAAUAUUCUAGACCAUGACUCUGACUGCCUGUCUCGUUCCUGUUUAACCCCUACCCCCCAGUAUUCCCCAGUGCUGGCUGGAGAAAGCCUCGCUCUUCCCCGUGCCCCACUGCGGCUUCUUCCUUACGCUUGCCACCCAGGCCGGUCUGAGCCACCGACCGGCAGGCUCUGAAUAUUCCACUGGUUAAUGUUUAAUGAGUCAGGCUGCUGCCAGAACCAUCAGGCUCAGCCCAGGCGGCACCAUCUGGUCCUUGCCCUCUCCUGGAGUUUAGUCUAGGGGGAGUUAAAUACUUAAGUGUAACAGUAAGAUAAGUGGCGAGCGCUGUAAAGGAUUUAUGCAGCGCCAAGUGAGUUGCAGUCUUUUGCCGAGAAGACCCCCACCUGAUCCCACCCUGCCUGGCCCUUUGCCCGGUGACUCCUGUAGGCUUCCUAGAUGUCUGUGUGGGGUUGUUAGCUCCCUUGGCACCCCAGUGAGUGUCCAUGUUGGGGUUCUCAUCACAGUGAGUGAUUUAUCCACCUGUCUGUCACAUCUGACCCUGAACUCCUCAAAGGAAGACGUCUGGAGGCUGGUGGCCUAGUGUCGCCAGGAGCUGUGAGGUACAGGCACACAGUAGGUGCAUCGCCGUCGUUGACUGUUAACACAGCAGACCUCUGUGCUUGUCUCCCAGAACAGAGCAGUUCGCCCCCGAUCCACUGUCCAUUCACUCGUGUGCUGCUUUCAUCCACAAAUCAGAGCGAGCCAACUGGCCUCCACCCGCCACACCUUGAUAGGAGCCAGUUGAUUGGGAGGGUGGGUGCUGGCAACGAAAAGGUCAUCCUGGCUGGGCCCUCGAGGGGACAGUGCAGCAUUCACACAGGCGGCCCUGGAUGAAGGCAGGUUGGGGUGACGGUGUGGGAGAAGGAAGGGUCGGAAGGACACAAGGCGUGUGCACAGCUGCUGGGGUGGGGCACCUGAGCAGGCAGCCAGGUGUGUGGGCAAGGAGCUGAGGGCCACAUGGGAGGACCUGCGGCCAGCUCCCACUCCUGCUGGCAGACAAAGGGACUGGAAGCAUGAUCUCAGGCCGUGGCUUUCCAAAGCUUUGUGAAUGUGACCAGGAGCAAGAAACACAUGAUAUCACAACCUGGCAUAAGGCAUAAAACUUUAAACCAGUUUCAGGACAGAAUUCAUGCUUACUACCCGGAAGGCACUCCAUUAUUGUCUCCUCUAUUUUAUCACAAUCAUCAUUAAUCAUUCUGAUUUAUUUAAUCAAUGAAAGUACUGCAUUAGCUUCAAGAUCCGCCAGGAGGUCACGACCUGCAACUUGAAAAACACGGAUGUCAGCAGCCUUCUAAUCCCAUACCUACUGAUCAAGGAGUGGCUGUGGGGUCAGGUCCGUCAAGCUCCCGCAGCCAUUCGCCCCCUGCUCCCCAUCAUCAGAAGACCCUACAGCUGCAGGCUUGGCUCUCAGGGGGACAGGUUCAAACAAAGGGGAAGAGAGCAAGCUCAGGCCACUUCCUCUGCCCUGGUUCUUCCCUGCCUUCCACCCCCAGCUCUGAGAAGCUGGCCGCCGGGCCUGGUGCAUGGGCUGGGAAGUAGGAGGUUGAAAGCCUGGCUGCGUUCUGGCUUCUGGCCCAUCCCUGGGGGCCGCUCCUGCCUUCCAUAGUGGGGAUGGCUCUUGUCUGUGCUGACCACCUCCCCUGCGGGCCUGCCAUCUUGGCUUGGCAGAGCAUGGGGACAAGGGUUGGAGUCCCUGCGCUCUCUCCCAUCCAAGCCUCUGUCCAAACGUUUCUUCCACCUGAGUUGUCUGAGGCUUUGGGAGAGAUCUGGGCAACUUAGGGAGGGGAGGUGACACCAACUCACAGCCUUUAACUUCCAGAGCAGUAGAGCCAGAAGGGACCUUGGAAAUGGGAUCCAGACCCCUCCUUUCACUGAUGUGGAAACUGAGGUCCUAGGAGGAGAAAAAGCUCACGCAGAUUGCACAAGAGCUAGUCUCAGCAGGACUGGAGACUCGGGGGUCCUGGCUGUGAAUCCAUUGCUUUUUCUUUCCAUUGUUGGUCUGCACAAAGGGAGAGUGGGAGGGAGACUUAAGAAAUGUCCUGUUUGCAAGAACUGCCUCGGAGGCCUACAUCCUGCUGUGCUUCUGCCCCCACCCCCCGCCCGCCACUUUCUGCGGACCCUGCCAGGGCCCCUGCCCUGUGUGGGCUGCAAAAGAAGGGCGUGGGACAGUGACGUCCCGGCUCUGACCCUGUGCUGCCUUGGCCUCUCUUCUGCGAGUGUGGGGUGUUCCUCCCACCUGCAAGACUGACAGGAGGAAGAUAAAACCUGUGGGAACGUGCUGCUUUCCUGGGGCCUCAGGAUUAGGACAGUGGCUUCUAAUCCUUUCUUUCUGGAGACACUGGAUAUGGCCUGAAAUCCAGGCAGAGGCGUCCUCCCCUGCCCAGAGCAGUCUUGGCUCCCCGGACCCUCGGGGCACUCUGCCUGCUCAGCUUGAUUUCCUUUUCCACAUUUCUCAUCCCCGUCUGGACCCGCAGCUUUUUGGGGCCAGACCCACCCGAAGUCCUCCCUGCCAUCAGGGAGCCCUACAGAGGGGAAGGGUUUGCGGUCUUGGUCAAAAGUGCCUGUGUUCAGGUUCCUACUGCUGGCGUGCUUGUGGCCUUGGGGGUGGCUUAGUUCCCCUUGCUGAGCUCAGACUUCUCAUCCAUGUACUGAAGACCAUGGAAGUCUGCAGCCAUACCACCACGAACACGCCUGAUCUCCUCUGAAGACCAUGGGCGGCACUUUGAAAAUCAAGUGAGGGGCCGUGCGUGGUGGCACACUGAACUGCAUA